This is a messenger RNA of Triticum aestivum (bread wheat), 378 nucleotides long. The record is from the annotation of a RefSeq genome assembly. NCBI's taxonomy places the organism in Eukaryota, Viridiplantae, Streptophyta, Magnoliopsida, Poales, Poaceae.
AUGCCUACAAAAAAUCAAUUGAUUCGUCAUGGUAGAGAAGAAAAACGGCGCACGGACCGUACUCGAGCUUCGGAUCAAUGUCCCCAGAAGCAAGGAGUAUGCCUGCGUGUUUCGACGAGAACACCGAAAAAACCUAAUUCAGCUCUACGUAAGAUAGCAAAAGUACGGUUGAGCAAUCGACAUGAUAUAUUUGCUCACAUUCCAGGCGAAGGUCAUAAUUCGCAGGAACAUUCUAUAGUCUUAGUCAGAGGAGGUAGAGUGAAAGAUUCGCCAGGUGUGAAAUCCCAUCGUAUUCGAGGAGUCAAGGAUUUGCUGGGAAUUCCGGAUCGUAGAAAGGGAAGAUCUAAAUAUGGUGCAGAAAGACCUAAAUCGAAAUGA